AUGACUGUUCGUUUUGGUAACAGGUGCUAUAAGUUUAUUGGUGAGGUGGCUACGGACCGGAAGAAUUGGGCAGAUGCCAAAGUAGCAUGCGCAGCGUUGGGAAACCAAUAUUCAUUCGCCAGUAUAACCAACCCCGUGGAACAGGCUUUUAUAACUAGUAAACUACAGGUGAAAGAGACAGAUUACUGGAUAGGACUGAGUGAUUAUUACAGAAUGCAUUUCUUUACUUGGCAAACGAACGAAGAGUUGGAAUACACCAACUGGGAUGAUAACGAGCCGGCUGCAGCCUGGAGUUUUAACAGCGAGGACUGUGUAAAAGUGAGUUCUGCUCUGAACACCCUAGGGAAGUGGGCCGACGUUAAAUGCUCCACAGUGCUGGGAUAUAUCUGCCAAACAUGGAAAGAUCCCAGUAUUUCGACCCCAUGGACCACGCCGCCAGCACCUACCUCAAGCGUAUGUAAGCCUGAUUACUAUUCUUUUGAUGGCAAGACGUGUUACAAACUCUACCUUAUGGAGAAAACGUGGCAAGAAGCCCAAGAACAGUGUGUUAAUGACGGUGCUUUCUUGCCUUAUGUGGCCGACGCGGUAAUUGAGGCAAACUUGCUCGUCGCCAUGAUGCUGACUGGAAACAGACCUAUUUGGAUUGGACUGAGAGAUAUGGGUUGGGAGUCUUACAAAUGGGUAAACGACUGGCCAAUGACGUACACUAAUUGGGAUGAAAACGAACCCAAAGUUGGAGGAGAGGUGACCUGUGUUAUUAUGAACUCGGCGGGAUCAUGGAGGAAUCUGAACUGUAUGAAGCCACAACAUUUCGUCUGUAUGACCACUACCGAAACGCCCACCUCACCAACAGAGCCGGCCCCGGGGUGGUGCCCCCCAGGGGAUGAAUGGUUGGAAUACGGCGCCUAUUGCUUCUAUCCCAACUCAGAGGCAUUUAAAAACUGGGCUGAGGCAAGCUUUGAAUGCUACAAGAAAGGUAGCCAACUUGCUUCCUUUGCCAGCCAGGAUGAAAUCGAUUUUAUUCUACGGAGCAUAAAGAACGAAUACAGACCGAAUAAUAUGUGGAUCGGACUAUUGAAAAGGAGAAACGAUACCUUCAAAUGGUUUGACGGCACAUCUCUGAGUUUCACUUAUUGGGGCGAAGGAGAGCCAAGUAACUCUGGAAACGAAGAGAAUUGCGUGGAACUUUUGGCGGACUCGGGGAAGUGGAAUGACAACCGAUGUGACAGGAGCAAGGGGUUUAUUUGUAAAAUGAACAAAAUAAUGCCGACCUCCGCAGAGGCUAGUUCACCCAGAACAAAAUCAAUGUCUCAUCUACCGCAAUCAACGCAGUCUGUUGGCACUGUGAGGCCUGCUGAGCCAGCAGAGCGAGGCUCCGCGAGAAAGAUAAAAGAUAACGCCAGUGGUGAUGUCUUAACAGGCGGUAACAUAGCUGGUCUAGUUGUCCUCUGCGUCAUCAUCGCAGCCCUUCUUGUGACCAUAGGUGGCAUAGUGCUUAAGCGACACCGUUCCUCUUUCUCUGUGGCCGACAUUACUUACGUGACACGUGACGCUGAUAAAGCCGAGGACAGAUCUAGUAGUAUUGAGAACCCGAUGUACGAUAUGUUUGAUUUCGAGGAGUCGGUGAAGUUAUAA
Molecule: messenger RNA, 1635 nt
Organism: Lingula anatina
Lineage: Eukaryota; Metazoa; Brachiopoda; Lingulata; Lingulida; Lingulidae
Product: macrophage mannose receptor 1-like
Source: RefSeq, a predicted model, not a curated record